Pristis pectinata (smalltooth sawfish) is the source of this 5709-nucleotide messenger RNA. Its product is annotated as putative pregnancy-specific beta-1-glycoprotein 7. The transcript is spliced from 10 exons. The record is from RefSeq and is a predicted model, not a curated record. The coding region runs from base 702 to 1979 and encodes 425 amino acids. Lineage: Eukaryota; Metazoa; Chordata; Chondrichthyes; Rhinopristiformes; Pristidae.
AGACUGCAUUGUGUUGAGGCUGCGUCUGCAAUGGGCAGUACAAAUAGUUGAUUGAGAGUGCCCCACUCUCGGACACUCUCUCCCCUUCAUGCUGGACUGUGCCCAUCAUGUGAACUGUGCCUCUAUUGUGACUUCUUCUCACAUUUCAGAAGCCUUUCUUUGUGAGUGGUGAGGAGCCAGUGGUGUGAUUCUCAGUCUGCAUUGUACCAUGCACACCCAAAACCUCUAACAAUCCCUUAUGAUGCUCAGCAAUCUGCACCAUUGAAGUGGACAGUCUCCAAAGCAUCUUCUGCAGCGAAGGUUUUCCAUCUUUUACACCAUUUCGAAGGAGGAAGGAUUCAACUGUAUCAAUGUGUCUGAUUGUGCCCAGCUGCUGUGUGUACACAUCCCAUCGAGGCUGAGAUUGACACAAUGAACACAUCAUUGCACUGCACCCUGGCACUUAUAGCCAUGUGUCUCAUCCAGGGGUCUCUCUGCCAGUGGUCUGUCUGGGUUGAUAGUUCUGUUUCUGCUUGGGAAGGGGAGACUGUGAUAUUGAACUGUUCCUUUCAAUACCCUGACCCAGUCCGAGACCCAUCCACUGUAACCGCCAGGUGGCUGAAGAACUCGCCCUUUCCCAAUAACAACCAGGCUGCUGAAAUAUACAACAAACAUGAACCUGGAGGGAGUGUCGCCCGACGUACAGCUAAUCGGUGACCUGAAUGAGAGAAACUGUUCACUCCAGAUUGAAAACAUCCACAAAGCAGACACUGGGACUUACUACUUCAGAUUUGAACUGGGUCAGGGCAACAACUGGUCAGGGAGAAGGUGGAAUCAGUGUCAAUGUGUACGCUCGCCCAACAAAACCAUACAUAUCUGUCCCAGUGGAAGUUAUUGAAGGUGAUGAAAUGGUGACUUUGACCUGUACCUCCACCAACAUUGACCAAAGAGGAAAAGCUUCUCUGAUCUGGGAAGGUAUCUCUGACCUGACGGAUUGGGUCCCCAGGACUGAAGAAAAAUGGGCUGGUUACUCCUGGUCACUCCACAGUAACUUUGCAUUCCUCCCAUCUUACCGAUAUCACAACCAGCUCAUCAAAUGCAUGGUCAUAUAUACGCCAUACCCAUACUCAGAUGAAAGUUCCGUAACACUGCAAAUAAGAUACCCUCCAAAAGAGACUGUCCUUCUCGUGAAUGCAACACAGGAGGAAAUAAAAGAAGGUGACUGUGUUACACUUGUGUGUGUUGGAAAUAGUUUUCCUGAAGCUAACUAUACCUGGUACAAGAAGGACCGAUCCACAAAUAAAACCGAGAUUUUGAAUACUGCAAGCAGCAAUAUAUUAUUCCAAAAAAUUACAAGGAAGAACUCUGGAUUCUACAACUGCAUGGCUACAAAUUAUUUGGGAAGCAGUUUGUCUUCAGAAGUAGAAAUUGAUGUGCAAUACAAACCGGACAAGGUCACAAUUAGCCAGGAACUUCUGUACAAGUGCAUUGCUGAGGCCAGUCCUCCUGCAGUCAUCACAUGGAAGAUCAGUGACGACAGUAUAAAUCUCACUGAUCCCAGGGUCAGUAUAAAGUCAGAAUUCAAUGGCACUCAUACAGUUAGUACACUGAAACUGGAAACAACAGCAAGCUUUUGUGUUUCGUGCCUAGCUCAGAAUAAGCAUGGAGUGUCCGUGACGGAGAGGUGCCCACCUGGUUCAUUUACAAAACUGUCACUGCUGGUUGUUGGGAUCAUUGCCAGCGGAGCUGUUGUCAUCAUUAUAUUCGUAAUUGUGGCUUGGAAGCGAAAGAAGGAAGUGAUUGAAGGUCAAGAGUUGGAGAGUGAUUCCCAACCAGUGAUCUACACUGAAGUACAGACACCAAAAAAGACCCAGGGGACUCAGUCCGAGACCAGUGGCAGACGAGAAAAGGAAUUUGCCUAUGCCAACCUGCAGCACGAAUCAAAUGGCAAGCAAGCAAAAGGUCAGAGCGACAGAGUGGAGUUCUUGGGAGCUGUGUGAAAGAACAUGGAACCAAUGCCUGCAAUCAGUUCAAUAACACAAGCGGCAGCACAAAGUCGGCAACACCUGAUACUGAAAUUGAAUAAAGUGGUGCGUGGUAACUUUUACGGGUAAACUCUGACUGUACGUUUGUGCAAUGGAAGUAAAAUAGGCACAGGCUGUUAUCUACAUAAUAUAUCAAAAAUCUGGCAGAUUAUGUGUCCUUCUGCAGUUUACUUCCUGUCAAACUUUGUAGCAACUUUCUCCUGUCAAACUUUCUCCAAUUCUACUUUUCUCCUUUAGGUUCUUUCAAUCAUGAGUUUCCACUUCACACUUUUCUCCUUACACAGAAUUUGCACGCCACUAAUUUAUUUACAUUGCUUUAUCUAUCCCAUCCCAGUUUGCUCAUCACAUUUUUCCUGCUACCAACUUUAAACCAAUGUUCACUCUCAUUCGUGUGAGUAUUGCUGUGGAUUAUCCGUUAAUGUCCCAUAAAUGGGUGAACAAAUCUUGCUGUACACUUGGGCACUGUAAGUACUUAUCAACAUUUAAGCUUAGGUGUGCAGAGCAGUUGUUCCAAAACUGUAUCAGCCAAUGCAAUGAAGUUGGGGCAGAGUGUAUAGCUCAGAGCAAACUGUAUUACACAGCAAACUAGGUAAGCAGUCUACUGAAAGAGCAAUAAAAACAAACUGCAGCAGCUUCUCCCAAUAAAAGUAAGAUAAAUUCUCCAGAAAAGUACAAUGUGUGAAGCAAUGUUACAUGUAAAUUAUGUGCAUAAAAUCAACCUGCAUCUACAGCUAUGUGGUCAUCAUGCUUGAUUGACAGAGGCCUUACUCUAACGUUUGUAUUCUACUCAGCUAAAGAGUUGUCACUGUUUUGAACCUUGGAUGUUAACAGGGUCUACCAUGCUUUUGCAUUUGGAAAGUCAAAGUACUGAAAAUAUGUGCAUAUGCAGUUUUGGACAGUGCAGUGGGUUAAAUAUUGGCUUCUUACCUUAAACAUCCUGAGCAUAAAUUCAUCCCAUGUUCACUGGGAUGAGAAUCUUCUCAGUCUACUGACUGUUAUGGUACAAUCUGAAUGAAGUGAACUGCAUUCAAAUUUUAUUUAUCAUGGGACUGUGGCACAAGACAGACUGAUCUGAUUUAAAUUGUUUGUGAAUGCAGAAUGAGUGAAACAAUUCCAGAUGCUGUAAAAGUGACAGUCUUGCUCAAAUGUCUUGGCUCACUUUGGGUGGGCUAGGGUACUCACAAGGAUGUAGGUUAAAGGGAGCUUUAUUUUGUAUUUAAACAUCCAAUUCAUGAAUGCUUAAUGCAUGAUGUUCCAGAAGAACUAGCUCAUCAGUAACACUCACCCAGAAAUCAGUGGGUACAGUGGAACGGGUGUUGAGCUCUGUAAGGUCAUCAGCAAUUGCUUGUCCUGUCUGCAAAAUAUGAUAAUAAAAUUAACCCUUUAUCAUCUCCCCUGUGCUAAUUUCUUCUGAUGUUAGAAAGCAAAAUAUUAUCAAAUUAAUGCUGAGAAAUACACACAAAGUGUAACAACUAAAAGCACGUAUGAAGAGCAAUAUUCAUUGGAACAUAAAACUUUACAGCAGAAGGUGGCUGGUAUAGUGUGAGUGACUUUGAAAGAUGAAGAUGUGUCAACCCUGCCUCAUUACUCACAUACAUGAAGGGUUUAAAAAAAGUUAUUUUAGUCACAAUUUCUUCUCCUUUUUACAACACAUGUAGAUAUUUGUAUACACUUCUCAACCACAAGUGGUCAAUGUUUCUCAUAAAUACCACACCCUCGUAUAUUAGCCAGUAAUUUAUUAUGUUGGGACCUUCCCAAAUCCUAUGCAAAUAUUCACAGAAGUAUGAGUAUAUGUUUAUCACGUUGUUAACUGCUCCCAACACUCCAAGCUAACAUCCCUUCAUCUCACAAUUACUAUUAUCUCACUGUCUCUCUCCUAUUCAUUCAACUUGUGCCUCGAGUUCCCAACUCUGCUUGAACAUUUUCCAGACAGCUUCAAAAUGUAAGCCCCAAUUGUCCCACUUUUUUGCCCUCACCAAUAUCAAUCUGACCAGGUCAUCACUGCAUAUGCCAACUGCAAAGCCACAUUCAUUAAUGCACUGGCGGGCAGCCUUCUUUCAUCGAUCCCCAAUAUUGAUUUUUCUCUCUGCUAGUUUUUCUUUUGGUUGCUGUCAGCAAUAUCCUGAAGUAUUAAUCUUUAUUCCUGGAGAAUCCAGGAAAAUCCAGGUAGGCGGACAACCCUUAUGUGUUGGUCUGCAUGGACCCAUAUUUAUCUAUCUAUCUAUCUGUAUGUCUAUCUAUCUAUCAUCUAUCUAUCUGUCUAUCUAUACAUUUAUACAUCUAUCUACUUAUACAUCUAUCUAUAUUGUUAAUGAUCUACUUUGACAUCCAUCUCUCUAUGUUGCUAUUUUAUAUCUAUCUACCUAUCUAUCUAUCUAUCUAUCUAUCUCUCUCUCUCUCGCUCUCUCUCUCUCUCUCUCUCUCUCUCUAUAUAUAUAUAUACACACACACACACACAUAUAUAUAUAUAUAUCCCUAUCUAUCCAUAUUGCUCACUAGUUAUCCACAUAUUUUAUCUCUACCUCUAAAUGUGUCUCUGCAUCUAUCGAUCUAUCCAUUUACAUUUUUAAAUAUUUUUCUCUCCCCUAUUCUCUCAUUCUAUAUUUCUCACUCUUUCUCUGUGUUAUUCUUGCACUUUAUAUCUCACCAUCUCUCUAUUUGCAUGCAUGUAUCCAUAUGUUUCUCUCCCUUUCUUUUUCCUUACAUAUUGGCCUACUUAUUCCCUUUUUAUCCCUAUUGUCAUUUCUCUUGCUCUUACUCUCUGAUUUCCUUUAUUCUCUUUAACUUACAUUAGAAUGUAGUUUAACAUUCCAUUGUAGAACUUAUAUGGAACUAAAUUUGGCAUCUGUUGGAAUAAUUGCAAUUAAGAUAUGGUCUGUCAAUGCAUGUAUAGGGAGGAGUUUAUAACUAGAAUCUAACAUUAAAAAUACAGCAACUUAAAUCAGUAAAUAAUAUUUCAAUAAUUAAUCAGAACUUUAUCAAAUCAACACUAAUCAUUUUUUUGUUCUUUUUUACACUAUUCUUUAUAUACAAAAACUGAUUUCUGUUACUAGAAAUGCUCUGAAUCUCCAGGCACUGAAUCUCAGGAAUGAAACAUACCACCACUUCAGUGGAAAAGAGAUUUGCAUUUCACCAAGAUGUUGUUUUAAUAUUCUGAAUCUGAAUAAUUUUACAAUGUUUAUAAUCAUUAACAAAUCUGCAAAAAGGAAGUGGUACAUUCAUUCAGCUGUGCCUGGUUAGAGUGUAAUACAAUGAAAUGCAGGACAGCUAUGGCUCUGUAGUAGAGUCAAAUAUACAGCAUAACUCUGCAGGGUUAUCUUAACUUGGGACAGUGCUGAUAUCAAAUUGGCUGCUAGUAUGUAUCCAACCAGAUCCUUCUUUCCAUUGAAGUCACUGGAAGAGCCAAUUUGACAUUGUCAUAAACCACAGAUAAAAUAACCAGACUUUGCUCGAUCCACUGAUAAACAGUAAUCAGUGGCCUGGGACGUAUGGUAUAUUACAAUGUCUUUUUUAUAUAUUUAGUGAAAGUAGCCUUAUGACUGUACAGCUGUGGGCUUUGUCUAUCAAUUACACUGUUCAUUAAGAUGAUGUAAAAAGUAUGUAUCAUAUAAUUGCAGAUUAACCACUAACCCAUCCUGAAAAAUAAAUUAAAUCUGUGGAUUAUUAAGAGCUGUUGUGUUCAAUU